Messenger RNA from Manis javanica (Malayan pangolin), 743 nucleotides. Its product is annotated as beta-lactoglobulin-1-like. Gene Ontology annotation, molecular function: small molecule binding. NCBI's taxonomy places the organism in Eukaryota, Metazoa, Chordata, Mammalia, Pholidota, Manidae. The record is from RefSeq and is a predicted model, not a curated record.
CCGCAGCUGCAGCCAUGACGUGCCUCCUGCUCGCCCUGGGCAUGGCCCUCCUGUGUGGCACGCGGGCCGCUGACGUCCCCCAGACCAUGGGGAGCCUGGACCUAACAAAGGUGGCCGGGACCUGGCACUCCAUGGCCAUGGCGGCCAGCGACAUCUCCCUCCUGGACUCUGCCAGCAGCCCCCUGAGAAUGUACAUUCAGGAGCUGAGACCCACCCCCGAGGACAACCUGGAGAUCGUCACGAGCCAACGGGAGGAUGACCACUGUGCUGAGAGGAAAAUCUUGGCGGAAAAAAACGGGGUCGCUGCUGAGUUCAAGAUCAACUACAUGGAAGAGAACCAGCUGACCGUGCUCGACACCGACUACACCCGCUACCUGUUCCUCUGCAUGGAGAACACCGCCGCCCCCCAGCGGAGCCUGGCCUGCCAGUACCUGGCCAGGACCCUGAAGGUCGACGAUGAGGUCAUGGAGAAGUUCAACAGAGCUGUCAGGCCCCUGUCCAUGCACACCCAGUUCUUCUUCAACCCGACCCAGGCGGAAGAGCAGUGCCGCGUCUAGGGCCCGGGAGCCUUGGCCCUCUGCAGAGAGACGACGUCACCCCCUGCCUCCCCGUCAGAACAAUCAGGAGGGACUGAGGCCAAGGUGGCUGCAGGACGUGGCUCCGCCUGGGGGCCAGGCACCUCCAGGCCCCAGCCUGGGGUCUCCUGCUCUGAGCGGUUCCUCCUUCAGCAAUAAAGAAGUGAC